AAGGAUGUAAGCCUCAGGACUUGGCGCUUUAUUCCCUUGUAGGAACUCUGUAAGUACGAUGGCGUACUUAUUCGCCUCCGUGAAGAGUUUGCCGAUCUUGGCUGCUUCUGUUUUUGCUGCCGUCAGUUAUCCGGCGAUACCUACUGACUUGACAACUCCAGUUCAGCAGCGGCUUGCUGUCAGUGGUCCCAAUGCCAUCUCUGUCGGCUGGAACACCUACGAGAAGCUAGGCAAGCCAUGUGUUCAGUAUGGUACAUCUAGCAAUGCACUCAACUUGGAGGCUUGCUCGAAUAACUCAGUCACCUAUUCGACGUCUCGUACUUACUCCAAUGCGGUCACUCUCACAAAUUUGGCGCCAGCCACCACUUACUACUACAAGAUAGUAUCGACAAAUUCCAGCGUUGAUCACUUUCUCAGUCCGCGAGUGGCUGGUGACACAACCCCCUUUGCUAUGAACGCCGUGAUCGACAUGGGCGUCUAUGGCGCCGACGGAUACACCAUUAAAAUGGACCAGACCAAACGGGACAUAAUUCCCACCAUUGAUCCGUCACUAAAUCAUACCACCAUCAGCGCUCUUGCCAACACCGUCGAUGACUACGAAUUUGUCGUGCAUCCUGGUGAUUUCGCAUACGCCGAUGACUGGUAUCUCAAGCCCAAGAACCUAUUCGAUGGCGAGGACGCAUUCCAGGCCAUCCUGGAGGAAUUCUACAACCAGCUCUCCCCGAUCUCCGGCCGCAAGGCGUACAUGGCCAGCCCCGGUAACCACGAGGCGGCCUGUCAGGAGAUACCCUUUACGACUGGUCUGUGCCCCGCCGGCCAGAAGAAUUUCACGGACUUCAUGACGCGUUUCGGCGACACCAUGUCCACCGCAUUCCCAUCGCAGUCGCGGGUCCAAGCUGCGAAGGUCAACGCAAAUAAAGCGCAAUUACUCGCUAAGCCGCCCUUCUGGUACUCCUUCGAGUACGGCAUGCUGCAUUUUACAAUGAUCAACACAGAAACGGACUUCGACGAUGCCCCCGAUGCGCCAGGUGGCUCAGCUCAUCUCAAUAGCGGACCCUUCGGCAUCGAUAACCAACAACUUGAUUUCCUAGAAGCGGACCUAGCCUCAGUCGACCGCACAGUAACACCAUGGCUCGUAGUCGGCGGCCACCGACCCUGGUACACGACCGGCGGAGACGGCUGCACGCCGUGCCAAUCCGCCUUCGAGCCGCUCUUCAACAAAUACGGUGUCGACCUCGCGAUCUUCGGCCACGUGCACAACUCGCAGCGAUUCCAGCCAGUCUACAACAACACCGUAGACCCGAAGGGGAUGAACGACCCGACCGCGCCUAUGUACAUCGUCGCCGGCGGCGCGGGUAACAUCGAAGGCCUGAGCGCCGUCGGCAGCAACGUGUCGUUUAACUCGUUCGCAUACGCAGACGAUUUCAGCUACGCGAAAAUCAGCUUCUUAGACACAAGUAAUAUGCAGGUCGAUUUCAUCAGGUCUUCGACGGGUGAGGUUUUGGAUACGAGCGUUUUGCAUAAGUCGCAUAAGCAGCAGUUUGUUCUGCAAUAAUAAGAAUGGAGUUUUGGUUAUUACGAUGUGAUGUGGAAUGUAUAUUUGAAAGUUCGUAUAUAUGGAAAAUAUAUCAUGUUAGUAAAAUGUAAAAAUAUCAGAUGUAUAUAAUUGUUAAUAUCGAAGAAUGGGCUGUGAAAGAACUGAGCCUGGAGUGGUUCGGAACAAAAUUUUGGACCGCCAGCGAAACUUGAUAGUGAUCUAUCCGCUAAAUUCCAGCGGAUAGCCGCUAUGAUUUCAGCCUUUCUAGGGAGCUUGGCCACUGUAGAAAAAUCCGCGCGGUUGGAAGAGGGAUAACCUGGAAUGGAUGCACCUGGGCGCCAGCGCAUAGUCCAAAUAUUUGGCCUGAACCUGUGCUGUGGAUGAUUAGGUGCGGGGUUACAGCGCGCUAAGCGUCGCGUGGAAAAUGCGUGGACCCAAGAGCUAGGCAUAUAGCCCCUAAAAUUCAGGGGCUCCCGCACUCUAACUUUAACACUACUUCCCCUAAAUCGUCGCCCAGUAACUUAGAGAUACAACCUUUCCCUUUAUAA
Molecule: messenger RNA, 2085 nt
Organism: Annulohypoxylon maeteangense
Lineage: Eukaryota; Fungi; Ascomycota; Sordariomycetes; Xylariales; Hypoxylaceae
Product: putative acid phosphatase
Exons: 2
Coding region: 59-1555 (498 amino acids)
Molecular function (GO): metal ion binding; acid phosphatase activity
Source: RefSeq, a predicted model, not a curated record